GCGUAGUUGCGUGAGGUGCGGAUUCGUGCGCAACCUUUCCACGCCUGAAUACCGCGUCCGUUCCGGGUCUCUGCGUUUGGCACCAGUGGGAGUCACUGUCUCUGCACUCCUGGGGUCUUACAUGUCUGUUUUCCUCAAAAUGAGUGGUAGUAUCACCUUAAGAUCUUGUGCCAGAUUUUUGGUGCCACUUACCAUUCCUGGGAAGAGAAGGCUUUUAUGUUCAACAGCUCUGCAGAGAUACAUGUCUUCCAAAAUACCAGCUGUGUCCUAUCCUAAAAAGGAGAGUACAUCACCUCUUGAACAGCUGGGAUUGGAUGGGUGGAAAAUUACAAUGAAAUCCACUGUGGAAGAAGAUGAUGUUUCAACAGUCUCGAGUAGCAAGGAUGAAGAUCCCCUAGCUGCCAUCAGGGAGUUAAUUGAGAUGUGGAGAUUGCUUGGCAAAGAAGUACCAGAAGACAUGAGUGAAGAAGAACUUAAAACUGCUAUGGAAUGUGUUUCUAAAUCAUCAAAAAAAAAAUACUUAAAAUAUUUAUAUAUUAAGGAAAAAAAGAAAAAAGCUAAGCAAAUAAAAAAGGAAAUGAAAGCAGCAACAAAGGAAAAAGCAAUAAAAGAACACUUGCUAGAAACCACUAAGGAAGAUAAACAGCAAAACUUUCUAUUUCUGCGACUUUGGGAUAGGAAUAUGGACAUUGCCAUGGGCUGGAAAGGUGCUCAGGCCAUGCAGUUUGGACAACCUUUGGUUUUUGACAUGGAUUAUGAUAAUUAUAUGAAACCAAGAGAACUCCAGAAUACUGUUUCCCAACUUCUAGAAAGUGAAGGAUGGAACAGAAGAGAUGUUGAUCCUUUCCAUCUUUAUUUCUGCAACUUUAAAAUAGAUGGUGCUUAUCAUAAAGAGUUAGUUAAACGUUAUGGAGAAAAAUGGGACAAGUUGCUUUUAACAGCAACAGAAAAGUCUCAUGCAGAUUUAUUCCCAAAGGAUAGUAUUAUAUAUUUAACUGCAGAUUCUCCCAAUGUUAUGACUACUUUCAAGCAUGAUAAAAUCUAUAUAGUGGGAUCUUUUGUUGAUAAGACUAUGCAGACAGGCACAUCCCUAGCCAAGGCAAAACGGCUGAAGCUGGCAACAGAAUGCCUUCCAUUAGAUAGAUAUUUACAGUGGGACACUGGUACCAAAAAUCUUACCUUAGAUCAAAUGAUGCGUAUAUUGUUAUGUCUGAAAAACACUGGUAGUUGGGAAGAGGCUCUGAAGUUUGUUCCUAGGAGAAAACAUACUGGUUAUCUGGAGAUUCCUCAGCAUUCUCAAGAGUUUAUCAACAGAUUGAAGAAGUCAAAGACCUUUAAUUCGUUUCCAAAAGGCUCUCUAAAUAGACACACACAGAAAUGGUGGCUUAAAUGAGAAAAUUUGGUAACUUAAAAAAAUAAAUGGUCGCAAUAUAUGUAAAUCAAA
This is a messenger RNA of Neomonachus schauinslandi (Hawaiian monk seal), 1444 nucleotides long. RefSeq names its product tRNA methyltransferase 10C, mitochondrial RNase P subunit (gene TRMT10C). Gene Ontology annotation, cellular component: mitochondrion; nucleoplasm; nucleus. The transcript is spliced from 2 exons. The record is from RefSeq and is a predicted model, not a curated record. NCBI's taxonomy places the organism in Eukaryota, Metazoa, Chordata, Mammalia, Carnivora, Phocidae. Bases 122 to 1393 code for a protein of 423 amino acids. Gene Ontology annotation, molecular function: tRNA binding. Gene Ontology annotation, biological process: mitochondrial tRNA 5'-end processing; positive regulation of mitochondrial translation.